GUUAGAAUCUGUGUAUUUGAGCCGAACUUGGACCCACUUUGUCAACUUCACUGUACUUCUCCCUUGCGUCGACUCCUCAGCUAAUAGAUAGACAUGUCUGCCACAGAAGCCGCAACCGCACCCCCAGCUCGUCUCUAUUCGCCUUUGACGACAACGGCAUUUACGCUCAAAGACCAGCAACCUGCUGGAUCGCCUUGGAAUCCUCUCCAUUGGCCCCAUUGGUUCAACUACCAAAAGGCCCGUCUCGGUCUUCCCAACCCUGGCAGCUUUGAGCGCCUCCACAGAGAAGUGAAGGACACAUUCACCACCAACUACCUCUUCGAUGGAGCACAGGCCAACAUUGUUAAGGAGUUGUCUGGAAACUUUCAUGUUCAGCAUCAGUUCUCGCUCGGCUCCCAAGUGAUGCCACCAAUGUACAAUUUUAUGUCUGGUUAUAUGACCGAGAGAACUAUGGUACAAGGAACUAUGGAUAACGAUACCAACCUCAAUGCAGUUAUCCGUCAGAUGUGGUCUCCCCGCAUGGCCACCAAGAUUGUUGCUCAGCUCACCAACAUGCCUGGCCACUCGAUGCUCCAAGUCGAAAACGAUUACACCGGUUCUGAUUUCUCCUUGAACCUCAAAGCCAUGAACCCUAACCCUAUGGAGUUCACUGGUCUCUAUAUGGCUUCUUACCUUCAGUCAGUCACUAGUAACUUGGCAGUCGGAUCUGAAGUUGUUUUGCAGAGACCUACAGCUGAUAUGGAGGAGACCGCCAUGUCACUGGUAGCCAAGUACACCGGCUCUGAUUUUAUUGCAACUGCACAGCUCCAGGGCAUGGGCGCAAUACAAGCAAGCUACUACCAGCGUAUCAACGAGAAGGUUGAUUUUGGUGUUGAGCUUAACAUGAUGGUUCAGGGUCAGCGAAGAGAAGCUGUUGCAACAGUCGGCGGCAAGUUUGAUUUUAGACAGGCCACCUUUAGAGGUCAAAUCGACACCACCGGAAGAGUAUCAGCUGUAUUGGAGGAGAAGAUGGCACCCGGAUUCUCUUUCCUUGUCAGUGGUGAUUUGGAUCAUAUGAAGGGCCAGAGCAAGUUUGGCGUUGGUAUCAUGUUGUCUGCUUAGAUUAUCUCUCAAGUGUUUAUGUAGCGUGUCUUGUACAAUAUAUAUAAAACUAAAAAAACAGUUCCAGACACUGCAUC
This is a messenger RNA of Phycomyces blakesleeanus NRRL 1555(-), 1178 nucleotides long. RefSeq lists its product as hypothetical. Gene Ontology annotation, cellular component: mitochondrial outer membrane translocase complex; mitochondrial outer membrane. The record is from RefSeq and is a predicted model, not a curated record. Bases 94 to 1101 code for a protein of 335 amino acids. NCBI's taxonomy places the organism in Eukaryota, Fungi, Mucoromycota, Mucoromycetes, Mucorales, Phycomycetaceae. The transcript is spliced from 5 exons. Gene Ontology annotation, molecular function: transmembrane protein transporter activity. Gene Ontology annotation, biological process: protein import into mitochondrial matrix.